Molecule: messenger RNA, 1661 nt
Organism: Bubalus bubalis (water buffalo)
Lineage: Eukaryota; Metazoa; Chordata; Mammalia; Artiodactyla; Bovidae
Gene: FBXL8
Product: F-box and leucine rich repeat protein 8
Exons: 3
Coding region: 173-1297 (374 amino acids)
Biological process (GO): SCF-dependent proteasomal ubiquitin-dependent protein catabolic process
Cellular component (GO): SCF ubiquitin ligase complex
Molecular function (GO): protein binding
Source: RefSeq, a predicted model, not a curated record
GGGUGUGCGCGGAGCGCAGGGGCGGCACCCCAGUCCGAGCCGCCCCGUCCGUCCCGGCGUCCCGCCCCCCGGGUUCCCUGCUGUUCCUUCCCGCCACUGUCUUCUGCGAGCAGUCCCCAGCCUCUGGGCAAAGCCCACCCGAUCCGCUGCGCAGGGGGGCCCCCACCUGGCCAUGGCCGAGCCUGGAGAACAGCUGCCGGAGGAGGUGCUGGCGCUCAUCUUCCGCCACCUGCCCCUGCCCGACCGCGCUGCUGCAGCGAGGGUCUGCAGAGCUUGGGCUGCCGCUGCCACCUGCAGCGCUGUGUGGCACGACACGAGCAUCAGUUGCGACUGUGAGCUGGAAGGCAUGCUGCCGCCGUAUCUGUCCGCCUGCCUGGACCACGUUCAGAAUCUAUGGCUGGAAUUUGAGCCGUCGAGGAAAUCGAGUCGCAGGGCGGCCACGGACUUACUGACUGCACUGACGGGCCGUACCCCCGGGCUGCGAGGCCUGUGCCUGGAAUGCCGCGGAGAAAAGCCGCUCUUCGACGCCGGCCGCGACAUCCUGGACGCGGUGCACGCCCUCUGUGGGGCGGCCCGCGCGCUGCGCCACCUCGACCUGCGGCGCCUGCCCUUCUCACUGGACGACGCGCUGGUGCUGCAGGUGGCACAUGGUUGUCCGGAGCUCCGCAGCCUUUUUCUAGAUAACAGAACGCUGGUGGGCAGCGUGGGGCCGGGCUCCGUGCUCGAGCUACUAGAGGCCUGCCCCUGCCUGCGCGCCCUUGGCUUGCACCUGGCCAGCCUGUCGCGCACCGCGCUCGAGGCACUGGCGGCGCCAGAGCGCGCGCCUUUCGAGCUCCUCGCCCUGCGGUGCGCGUGUCCGGAAGAUGCACGCGCGCCCCCCCUGCCUGAUGAAGCCUGGGCCGCGUUGAGCCUCCGCCACCCGGGACUGCAGGUAGAGCUGGAGCUAGAGCCGGUGCUGCCUGCAGAGAGCGUGACGCGCGUCCUGCAGCCAGCCGUACCCGUGGCUACGCUGCGCCUCAGCCUCUCUGGGGACACCGUAGGUCCAGUGCGCUUCGCGGCGCGCCACUACGCCGCAACAUUGCGCGCGCUUGAGGUGCGCGCCGCAGCCUCGGCCGAGCUGGAUGCCGCCCUGGAGGAGCUGGCAGCGCGCUGCGCGGGCCUGCGCGAGGUGCACUGCUUCUGCGUGGUGCGACCUUCCGUGCUGCACGCCUUCCGCGCGCGCUGCCCGCGCCUGCGCAGCUACACGCUCAAGCUAACGCGGGAGCCGCAUCCCUGGCGGCCCACGCUUGUGGCGUGAUGGGACAAACGCUCUUUCCGUUCCCUGCGGACGUGUGUCCUCUGAAAUGCUGCGUGGGUUUGCCCAGGGGCGGGCCAGCUGUUCGCCCUCUUCUCUGGGACUCUUGCCUCUUGUCCCUCUCGUAUGGAGUGGCCUCCGUACCGGUACAGGGCGCCCUGAGCCCAUUCGUUGCUUUCAACAUCUGCAGACACCCACUGUCCCCGCAGUACAGGGAUCACCCUCCUCCAAUCCCAGUCCUCUGCAAACAUGUCGCUAGCUCGGCGGCCCUGGCGUGGGGGGAGGGAGGGCACUGGCUCAAGUUGUGCCUCAGGGGGGGUGUGUUAGUGCUUCUGGAGUGAGUGUGAAAUAAACAAAUCAAGCUUUA